Molecule: messenger RNA, 510 nt
Organism: Symbiodinium natans
Lineage: Eukaryota; Dinophyceae; Suessiales; Symbiodiniaceae
Source: the annotation of a GenBank genome assembly
AUGGUGGUGGUCCUGUGGUGGUGGUCCCGUGGUGGUGGUCCCGUGGUGGUGGUCCCGUGGUGGUGGUCCCGUGGUGGUGGUCCCGUGGUGGUGGUCCCGUGGUGGUGGUCCCGUGGUGGUGGUCCCGUGGUGGUGGUCCCGUGGUGGUGGUCCCGUGGUGGUGGUCCCGUGGGUGGUCCGUGUGGUUGGUCCCGUGGUGGUGGUCCCGUGGUGGUGGUCCCGUGGUGUGGUGGUCCCGUGGUGGUGGUCCCGUGGUGGUGGGUGGUCCCGUCUCGUGGUGGUGGUUCCGUGGUGGUGGUCCCGUGGUGGUCCCGUGGUGGUGGUCCCGUGGUGGUGGUCCCGUGGUGGUGGUCCCGUGGUGGUGGUCCCGUGGUGGUGGUCCUGUGGUGGUGGUCCCGUGGUGGUGGUCCCGUGGUGGUGGUCCCGUGGUGGUGGUCCCGUGGUGGUGGUCCCGUGGUGGUGGUCCCGUGGUGGUGGUCCCGUGGUGGUGGUCCGUCCGCCCGCCACUGA